UCACUUUUCAAGUGUAAAGUGUAAACACGAAGCAAACUGGCGGGAAGGAGAGUGUGGGUGUAAUAUUAAAUCUGCACUGAGAGCUCCUGCCCAUCUCUGGUUGCUACAGUUUUGGACUUGUUACUCUAACGCUUGUCUGCCACGACAGUCAUCCAUUAUUGUCUUCACUCAAGUCCUUAAGAAGACAGAACAGCUGUCUCAAGACGUCGUUUAUUAGAGUAUGGCUGACACAAGAAAAUCAGAACCGAAGAGAACAAUGGAUGCCUCAUCUGGGCCGAAGAACCUCUCUCUCAACACACAUAAGGCUGGCAUGGAAGGCCUUGAUACUGAGAAGAUAAAUGAAAUCAUCAAACGUGCUUCUGAGGGAUCACGCUUUUAUCAGCACAAACAAAAACAUCAGCAGCAACUCAAUGAGAAGCUGGAGGUCAUGAAGAAGGAGGUAGCUUCCUUCACAAAGGAACAAAUUGACAAAGCCACAAAGCAGAUGGACCAGCUAGUACAGGAGCUGGAGGCUGAGCGAGACCUGAGCCACACUAUUGUACAUGUUGACAUGGAUAUGUUUUAUGCUGCUGUGGAGAUGCUGGAUGAUCCAUCUCUGAGGGACAAACCUAUGGCAGUGGGUAGCACAGGCAUGCUCAGCACCAGCAACUAUGCUGCCCGCAAAUUUGGGGUGAGGGCUGCCAUGCCAGGAUUCAUUGGCAAGAAGCUAUGCCCUGAGCUGACUAUUGUACCUCCAAACUUUGAUAAGUAUAGAGCAGUGAGUCAAGAAGUUCGGGAUGUGUUCUCCCAAUAUGACCCUGGAUUCAGCCCCAUGUCCCUUGAUGAGGCUUACCUUGAUAUCACAGAGUACCUCCAAAAAAAUUCAUCCCUUUAUGUGGAUGAGGAUGAUGGAGACAACCAUGAGCAGUUGGCACAGGCAGUGGUAAAUGAAAUGAGGCAUAAAAUAGAAGUCAGAACGCAGCUUACAGCAAGUGCAGGCAUUGCUGCCAAUACACGACUGGCCAAAGUCUGCAGUGAUUUGAACAAACCCAACGGCCAAUAUUAUCUUCCCCCUGACCGUGACCGCAUCCUUGAGUUCAUCUCCCCUCUGCCCAUUCGCAAGGUCUCUGGCAUUGGGAAUGUGAUGGAGCAACACCUCCAAGCAUUGGACAUCACACAGUGUGGUCAUCUCAUGGAGAAGCGAGGACUCCUCAAACUUCUCUUCUCUGAGAUAAAUUAUGAAAAUUUCCUCACCAUAGCACUUGGUCUGGGUCACUCAACCCUCUCUGCCUGGACUGAAAGAGAGAAGUCCAUCAGCACAGAGACCACCUUCAAGGGGACCUCUGAUAGGGAAACUUUAUUUAAGUUGUCUGUAGACUUGUGUCAUGAGCUAGCAGAGGACAUGCAGAAGAAGGACAUUGUUGGAAAGGUGUUGACACUUAAAUUUAAAACAACAGAUUUCCAGGUAAGAACUCGUGCCCAGACCCUGAGUGAGGCCACCCGCUGUCCUGAGGUCAUGGCUGCUGGCAUCAAACGACUCCUCCUGCAUGAGAUGAAUGCAGCAACAGUACAGCCUCUCUCCCUAAGACUGCUGGGUGUGCGCAUGUCCUCUUUAAUGUUCUCCUCAGAAGUGGGCCAGAGACGACAAGCUACACUUACCCAGAUGUUCUCCCAAACUGUACAACCCAAGGCAUCUUCCUCAACUACAUUUUCUCAUAGUGAACAAGAAUCCCAUCAGACACAGAAAGAAAUAGUGAAGGAAAAUGUAAGGACAAAAUCAGACAGUACGGUGGAAAGAAACUCACCAGUGACAGCAAAGACAAAUAUAUCUCAGAAAAAAGAUAUUUCAAUAGAAAACUUCCUAUCAAAGCCUAAACCAUCAAAACCAACAGAAGAAUUCACAAGACAGAAGUGUAUGAAUGUUCAGUAUGUGAGGAACUGGUUCAUGUAGAGAGCUUAGAAGAAUUCAACAAACACCUGGAUACUUGUCUUGAGAUCCAUUCUUCUCCAUCUCUACGAAAAUCAAGCAUAGACAGCAGUAAUUCUAAGGGUGAUACAGGUAUCAGGAAUAAUUCAGAACAGAGUGAGGAAAGUGAUCAAAGUAGCGAUGAUGAUGAAAUACCCAGUGAUAAUUCCCACUUGGACAACAUUGACCCCACUACCUCCAACUUGAAUCAGAAUUUACUAUGUCCAGUGUGUGAGCAGAGGAGCUUCAAUGACAUGACAGCUCUUAACAAUCAUAUGGAUGAAUGUCUCAAUAAAAGUGCUAUCAGUGAACUUCUUCAGGAAAACAAUCGGCAACAAGAAGCUGCCAGAGCACAGAAGACUGAAAUGACCAAGAAUCAAAACAGUAAGAAGAGAAAAGGGAAUACUGAGUCUCAUAUCCAUAAAAAAAGUAAAAGUGGAUGCAAUACGCUGGAUAGAUAUUUCUGCUCUUGAUGAUAAGAUUUCCAGGUAAGGACUCGUGCCCAGACCCUGAGUGAGGCCACCCGCUGUCCUGAGGUCAUGUGGAGUGUGUGUUGUGGUCUCAGUCCUACCCGAAGAUCGAUCUAUGACCUCAGAGCUCGCUCCGUAAUGGGGAAGACUGGCUGGGUGACCAGCAGACGACCAUGGUGAAUUACACACACACACACACACACACACACACACACACACACACACACACACACACACACACACACACACACAUUCACAGUCAUGAGCCAAUUGCCUCCCAGUGGAAAGUGACGUCUUGUGACCCACCUUACUGCACCCCAAGAGUCCAGGCACAGCACAGCUGGCCAUACACACAUUGAUGUCAAUACUUACCAGCAUAUGGUGGUUUACCCCUGCCCUCUUUAUAAUGAGACUGUUUCUUACCCUGCAGCUGUUCCAUCCUCCAGUCCUGAGACUGCAGCAGAUGCAGUGACUUUUUUCUCAUUAGUACUUGUAGCGGUGCAUCCUGACUAUCAACGUCUCAAUGUGUUGCAGUUGUCAUUGUAUUUGACACUAGUCAUGACAGAAAUAGAAAACAUUGUGCAGCUGCCUGGGAAUGUGAUAACAGAUGUGAUGCAUUGUAUGGUUUCUUUCCCAGAUUGGUAAAAACUUGCAAUAUAAGUUGAUUUUGCUGUGAUAAUACAAACAUUUUUGUUAUGAAAUACAUUUCUAUUUUACUACCA
This is a messenger RNA of Portunus trituberculatus (swimming crab), 3137 nucleotides long. RefSeq names its product DNA polymerase kappa-like. Gene Ontology annotation, cellular component: nucleus. Gene Ontology annotation, molecular function: DNA-directed DNA polymerase activity; damaged DNA binding. Gene Ontology annotation, biological process: error-prone translesion synthesis. The record is from RefSeq and is a predicted model, not a curated record. Lineage: Eukaryota; Metazoa; Arthropoda; Malacostraca; Decapoda; Portunidae.